Synchiropus splendidus (mandarinfish) is the source of this 1896-nucleotide messenger RNA. It is a transcript of the gene pltp, whose product is annotated as phospholipid transfer protein. Gene Ontology annotation, biological process: ceramide transport; high-density lipoprotein particle remodeling; phospholipid transport. Gene Ontology annotation, molecular function: phosphatidylethanolamine binding; phosphatidylcholine binding; phosphatidylglycerol binding. The transcript has 15 exons. The record is from RefSeq and is a predicted model, not a curated record. Lineage: Eukaryota; Metazoa; Chordata; Actinopteri; Syngnathiformes; Callionymidae. The coding region runs from base 126 to 1586 and encodes 486 amino acids.
GGGAGAGAGAGGAGUAAUCUGUUACCCAUUUUGACAAACUCCCAGAUUAAACUAGAGUCAAUCAAGGAGAACAUCCACAGAACCGGCGAAUCCAGCGCAUCCACGAAUUUAUCCCUGCGGUGAACAUGUCUUUGAACACCUUGCUGUCACUGGUUUGCUUCUCCACCGUGCUGGUCCUGGUGUCGGCUGUUGUGGAACCUGCAGGGUGCAAGAUACGCAUCACAGACAAAGCCCUUGAUAUGUUAAAAGCUGAGACUCGCAAGUUUGUGGAGGAGGAGCUCAGUGACAUCACAAUUCCUGAGAUGAAGGGAAAAGAUGGACGUUUCCAAUACACCAUAUCUGAUGUGAAGAUCCAGGAGCUGAACUUGACUCAUGUAGAGCUUCUCUUCGUCCCAGGCAUCGGCCUGUGGUUCGAUGUCCAGAAUUCAUCCAUCAGUCUCAGUUUUUACCGACGGAUCCUUUACUGGUUCUUUUUUGACACCGGGAACAUCAAUGCAUCAGCUGACGGGGUCAACAUCAACACGAUGGUCAAUCUGGUCCGAGACCCCCAAGGAAGGAUGAAGAUCAACAACAUCACCUGUGAUGCAGCUAUCGCCAAAAUGUCGGCCAAGUUCAGCGGAACACUUGGGAAGGUUUAUGAUUUUGUGUCCAAGUUUAUGACUUCAGGAAUGCGCUUCCUCCUCAACAAGAGGAUCUGCCCAGCUCUCAACCACGCGGCUCUUGUCAAUGUCAAUUCCAUGUUGGACACAAUUCCUGUGAGAACCGAGGUGGACGACUGGAUCGGGAUCGACUAUUCACUGCUGAGCGAUCCGGUCGUAACCUCCCGGAGUCUGGACAUGAAUUUCAAAGGCAUGUUUUUCGACCUGGCCAAUGAAGACGCUGGGCUGGUCAAUCACGCAGUGGACCCGGUCAUCAGCGAUUACGACCGGAUGGUCUACCUGGCUCUCUCCGAGUUCUUUUUUGACAGCGGAAUGUUUUCAUACUACAAGGCUGGAAUCUUCCAGAUGGAUAUCACGAAUGACAAGAUGUCGAAAGAUCUAGAGAUGUUGCUGAGAACCACCUACUUUGGACUCAUGAUGAUGAUGAACCCUUCUCUGACCGACGCCCCCAUUUCUCUUCAUAUUGCUGUCAACUCACCACCCAAAACCACCAUCCUGACCUCUGGGGCGACUGUUUUGAUGACUUCCACCGUUAGAGUCCUGGUGCUGCCCCCGGGUCAACCGCCCGUGCAGCUCACCAGCAUGACCAUGGAAACAAGGUUCAACGCAAAAGUUUCAAUGAAAGAGAAACGUCUAUGUGUUCAUGCUGACCUUCGGAGGUUCAAAAUAUUCUCUAACCAGUCGGCGUUGGAGUCUCUGGCACUGAUUCCCCUGCAGGCUCCGCUGAAGACCAUGCUCCAGAUGUCAGUGGUUCCUUUAAUCAACAACUGGACAAAGAGGGGUGUGGCGAUCCCACUGGCUGAUGGACUGAAUUUCAUAGAAGAGGUGGUUGAGUACCAUAAUGGUUACAUCGUCAUCGGAGCCAACCUUCACUUCAGCAAAGGCCUGAGGAGCAUGGUGGCAGCAGGAAACUCGACUGAGAUAUAACUGCGGCGUCUGAGAUGCCACGUGGCUUGCGCAGCUCAUACAUGAGCUCAUGCUGCAUCGUAACCACGUCAUGACAGAGAGAGAAAAAGUUUUGACUUCGCUUGUUAUUUUCCCUUCUUCCCUUUUGAUUCUCCAUGAUGAAAUGCUGCGUCAUCGAUAAGGUGACCACCUUUAGUGAAGUGUAUUUAUUGUAUUUAUAGUUCGUUCAUGUUGGAAUAACCUGUUACAGAUCAAGACUAAAUGAGCAUGGAAUUAAAACCAUCUGUAAUAUCUUCAGGAAUUUCUUGAGAAUUAAAUCAGUUUAUUUUGC